This is a messenger RNA of Closterium sp. Yama58-4, 921 nucleotides long. Lineage: Eukaryota; Viridiplantae; Streptophyta; Zygnematophyceae; Desmidiales; Closteriaceae. The record is from the annotation of a GenBank genome assembly.
AUGUGGCAACGACGUUCGUAUUACGUGCGCGGGACGCCUCGCAUGCAACGAGCGAGUGAAUUCUCUCCUUUAGAGAGCGUCCCGCUUCAGACCCCCGCCUCCAACAGUGUGGACGCUGCGCCGCCGCGUUUCUCGCAAAGACAUCAGAGUGCCCCAUUAGACUCCCGCCCUCCGCCUCCGCCGCUGCCUUCCGCCCUUCCCGCACUCCUCCUCGUCGCAGCCGCGGCGCUUUUUCCGCUCUUUCUCUCCCUCGUCUCCCCAUUCCCCGCACUAGCCGCCGACCCCUCCGCAACAGCCGCCGCAAGUGGCGCCGCGGCUGGCGCGGCGACGUCCAUAGCCAAGUCGGGUCUCGGGCUGCGCGUCGCGGCGGCGCUGCGCGAGUCGCAUUGGCCCGAUGCGGCGAUCGUGACGUUCAUCGCGUCGCUGCCGGUGGUGGAGUUAAGAGGCGCCAUACCCGUCGCGUACUGGAUGGGCAUGGAGCCGUUGGUAGCUUCCUCACUGGCCGUUCUUGGCAACAUGGUGCCAGUGCCGUUCCUCCUCACCCUCCUCGGUCCAGCCACCACCACUCUCGCCAACCUCAACCCGCGCCUCAAAUCCCUCCUCAACUCCUUUCUGGACCACUCCCGCGCCAAGGCCGCCCCCAUCGCCGAGUUCCAAUGGCUCGGCCUCGCUCUCUUCGUGGCCGUCCCUCUCCCCGGCACUGGGGCAUGGUCGGGGGCGAUUGGUGCGUACAUUCUGGGGAUGCCGUUUUGGGAGGCGCUGACUGCGAAUCUGGCCGGUGUGGUGCUGGCAGGGGUGCUUGUGAACCUGCUUGUCACGCUGCCGCUGGAGCAGGCACUCGGGCUGGCGGUGCUGCUGCUGGGGUUUUCUUCUGUGUGCUGGUCGAUUCUGAGAUGGAUCCGGAAAAAACUGGCUCUUUAG